Messenger RNA from Fusarium mangiferae, 1458 nucleotides. RefSeq lists its product as uncharacterized. Bases 1 to 1458 code for a protein of 485 amino acids. NCBI's taxonomy places the organism in Eukaryota, Fungi, Ascomycota, Sordariomycetes, Hypocreales, Nectriaceae. The record is from RefSeq and is a predicted model, not a curated record. The transcript is spliced from 2 exons.
AUGUAUGCCUCAUAUUUCUCAUACAACCUCAGCAGACCAUACCCUUACGUAUGGUUUACUCCCGUUGUCCUAGUCGGUGAAUUGAUUGCGACAGCGCUUAUCGCGUUUCUGAGCGUCGCGACACAAGGCUACGAGACUAUCUCAAAGGCCACGUCCAAUCCCAACAUCACUAGCGAAAAUCGCAACCCUUUCUCAGACUGGCCUUCGUUCCUCACCGCGAACACAAAGUCUCUCUGCUCUACCACGACCAUCCCGAUCGGCACUGAGUUCUACACAAACAACACCGCCCUCAAAUACACCGUCACCAAGAUCUGGCGCGGUAACGAUCCAAAAGAACCAGAUGCACUGCUAGGAUCGUUACCCUAUCUCAACAACCCUUUCCAAUCAUGUGCAGUGAAUGGUAUCACGAUUGAGUUUGAGGGCAUCGAUCGGAGUGCGUCUCAGAUCGCGCUUCAGCAAUGGGGUGCUAAGCUACGAGCUUCGCUGUCCUGUGAGGUAGACACGCCUGGCGGCACGACAACCGUGAAUAUGACUACUACCUACGACGUCAACGGCAUCGAUAACGAUGUAGGCACAGCAUUCCCAGGUCGGAAUGAGACAGCCAAGGCUAGCUUAUGGUGGGGAGAAUCACUUCUCGCUUGGUACUCAAUCGCUUUGACCAAUGACAUGCACAUUUCCAACGAGAAGUUCUUCCGGGGAGACACAGAUGUCCCUCCGAUCUACAAGGGUCAUAUUUCCUUCACGAAAAGAAAGACAGUCGUGCCAUCGGUGCAGGAUAUCAAAGCACUGGACUUUUUCCAAGUCAGCUGUUUCUUCGUCCCUUUUAGUAAUAAUGGCGUUUCUCCCAACCUCUCCAAAGCAGAUGAUAGUGACCAGUUGAUGCCGUUGCCUGGUAUUUGGAUCUCAGCAGAUAACCUGGCGAAAGCGUUCUAUUUCACGAUCCUCGCUGAUCUCGGACAGAAAGACUCUGGGCCGAAUACUCUGAACAAUGUCGAACUCUUGGCACAUUCCACCAAAGGGUAUGAAGCUAUCCGGAAUCGCACGCCCAUUUGGGGUGAUAAUCUUAGAGUCAACACCACAGAAGGAUUGGCUCAUCAUGCAUUUACCUCCAACGACAGGUCCAGAAAGAAUUUAGGAAUUGAACCUUCUGUCAUCUCGACUACAUUUCUCUGUCAGAUCCCUCGUCUCAAAAGCAGGCCAACGCUCAUUGUGUCUGUCAUCAUCAACACAAUAGUCAUACUAUCAGCUCUCUGGAGAUUAUACCAAUUCCUCAUUGAUGCAAUUCUCUCAAAGAACGAUCCCGAAAUGAUGAAUUGCGCUGGCUGCACGGCAAUGACGUCAAAGGAACCAGAGCAUGAGGCUAUGUAUCCGUCUGGUCACUCAUCGCAGAGCACCUCAGGAACGCCAAGCGGGAACAAAGCACGCUACUCUUCUAUGCGACAAGAGGAUAGUCUCUAG